AUUUGUGAGUUCGAGAGGUAGUUUCGUUUAAGAUCUCAAUCACUGAACUCUUUAGCUAUCUACUUUAGGUUGUGGAUACCCCUGGAAUACUUGAUCAUUCUCUCGAGGAUAGAAAUACAAUAGAAAUGCAGGUAAAUCUUACAUGUACUUGUAUAUCAUACAUGCACGUUUGGUAUUUGUAUUUUAGUGAAAUGGAACACUGAAAAUGUUAUUUUUUGCGUGUGUUGGUGUUAUGAAUAUGAUGUUUGUGGCGUUACUCUGAGUGUGCAUCCACACCGGGCAAGAUGGAAAGUUUGCCUGACCACAGUGGGAAUCGAACCCGCGACCUUUUGGGAUACUAGUCCAAAGGUCGCGGGUUCGAUUUCCACCGUGGAUGCACACUGAAAAUGUGUCAAAAAAUGUUUGUAAAUAAAUACGCUCUAUAAGGUGCUUUUAUAUAGUUUUUACGAAUGACUUCGAGGUACAGUACAUACGUCGAUAUAAAGCCAUAUAUAUCUGAUCUCCAUAUAUAUCUGCAGUGAGAACUCGAGUUCAAAAGUGAAGCCAAGAUGGAGCUAUUGGACGUCUGUUUCAGUCGCUUUCUAUUGUUUUUGUCUACGUGAUCAGAUACGAAACUUCAUGGAGUGUGCCGGAAUUCCGUGUUUUGACUUCGAUUUAAAGGUUAAUAUUAUGAUUUCAUGAACUGAUAACUUGAUUAGCGAUACGGUCCGUUAGCUGGGAAAAGUGGCCGUCGUAGAUAUUGGACAUCAAUUCCGCCAUUUUAGCUUCACUUUUCUCGUGGACCAAAAGACUGAAGUUCUUGCUCCAGAUGUAUAUACAGGUCACUGUAUAAAGCCUCCUAACCAAACCAUCGUGAAAGAUUUUCGUUUAUUUUCCCCUCCAUUGUUCAGGCUAUUACAGCUCUGGCUCAUUUACGAGCAGCUGUCCUGUAUUUCAUGGAUCUGUCAGAACAGUGUGGUCACACCAUUGAAGAACAAAUACAACUGUUUACAAAUAUCAAACCAUUGUUCGUAAACAAGCCUAUUAUUGCUGUCAUGAAUAAGACUGAUAUCAUACGUCCUGAUGAACUAACUGACGAGAACAAGAAACGCCUUGCGUACUUUAAAACUGAAGGUAGGUAGAUCUACUGAGUACUGUACUUAUAGAAACAGAUUGACGUUUAUACGAUAAGAAUAUAAUUUUUAAAUGUUAAAAUGUCAUUUAAAACGUUCACAAAUCAAUCUCCCAGUUCUACUCCUAGGGAGUGACUGCUCAUCAUUUCUUAGUUUGUAACCACAGGGCAAUAUAGAUACAUACAGUACAAGAUGGAGCUAUAUAGGCUGAGUGAUGUUAUGAAAAGUCAAAUGACAAAUGUUCUUCUUUCAGAAGGGCGAGAACACCCACUAAUGAUUUAGACCUCUACGUAAUGCAUAUUAGGAUAGAGGAUCGUAAACGCACGUUUCCGCAUCACAUUUCAAUUUUCACUAUGAAGAUAUGGGUAGAAAAAUGCACUUGUAUUGUCACGAAGUUAAAGAGUUCUUUAGCAUAGAGAAAAUUAGUUUAGUCCGCGGUUAUUAAUUUUGGAUAUAAAAUCAUGUCUUGCUGUACAUUGAAUUCGUUUGUAGGUAUUACUACUGUUUGUACCAGUACAGUCACAGAAGAAGGCAUAAUGAAUUUAAAAACUGAAGCAUGUGAACGACUACUUGCACAGCGCGUUGAAACAAAAAUCAAGAGCAAAAAAGCUGAUGGUAUCCUAAAUCGUAUCCACGUAGCUACUCCGGCACAGAGGGAUACAAAAGACCGUCCUCCUUGCAUACCAGAGGCGGUGUUGAACCGCAAAAAGAUGAUGGAGACAGACAGCAAACCGAAAAAGAAAUUAGCAAAGGAAAUUGAACAAGAAAUGGGUGACGAUUAUCGCGUAGACUUACAACAACACUGGGUUUUGGAGAAUGAAGAAGAUAAAGUUGAUAUUGUUCCUGAAAUUUAUCUUGGUAAAAAUAUCGCAGAUUUUAUCGAUCCAGAUAUUAUGAAGGUAAAAAUGAGUAAUGGUGUAAAGUGAUCGCGAGCAGUUGUCUUAUUCUUAAGAUUAUUAUUUCUGCAUUAGAAUGUUUUGUAACCAAUAUUUUUAGUUAUAAUAGAAAAACGCAGGAAACAUAAAAAAGAUAUAAAGGCUUUGCUUCAAGACAAUGUCUGUUUUUUAGACUGCUGAAAUGUGAAAAAAAAAUUAAAUUUUUUUUUUUUAAAUCUCCACAUUUAUAUUUUUUGUUAUUCCUAGAAACUUGAAGAACUAGAAAAGGAGGAAGAACUUAGGGAAGCAGCGGGAGAAUAUGACAGCGAUAUGGUAA
Messenger RNA from Paramuricea clavata, 2324 nucleotides. The record is from the annotation of a GenBank genome assembly. Lineage: Eukaryota; Metazoa; Cnidaria; Anthozoa; Malacalcyonacea; Plexauridae.